AUGACAAAUAGUACCCUUAGCGAAAUCGAACUCUUUGCAGCCACAAGCAUAACGCAUCUAUCCAUACUGGUAUAUCACCUGAUGCUUCCAAAAUCCACGCUUCUUGAGUUUAUGUUCUCUGCAGUUCCGCUAUAUUCAGUAAUUGUCUUUCUCAAAUAUUCAGGUUUGGUUUAUGCCCUAUUCCUUGUUGUGCUUGGUGUAUAUUUUUUAUUUGUACGACUGAAAAAGUGGAGGAGAUUGAGGGAGCCUGUGUGGCCAGGCAACCCAUCUAGUUACCCGAAGCAGUCUGUCGAUGCGCCCCAAGAUGAUGAGCCAUACACAUCAAUGGCAAUAGACAGAACUCGCUUUCUUAUCAUUGGAUGUGUUGUCAUUGCCAUAUUUGCAUCAGACUUUCCCUUUUACAAGGAAAAUGCCAAGCUGGGAAAAAGCAUGGGAUACGGACUCAAGCUUAUGGACAUAGGCGUAGGUUCUUUUGUAUAUAAUGCAGGCUUCUUUUCCACAAGGGCGGAUCCGCAGAGAAAAAUGAAGAAUGCACUAUCAUCCUUCUUUUUUGGAAUGCUGAGAUAUCUUUCCAAAGAAUUACUCAAGCUGGACGUCGAUGAUCGUGAGUUCGGUGUCCAUCUGAACUUCUUUUUGAUGCUUGGUGUUCUGAAUCUAGCCUCCCUUGUCAUAAACACGCGGGCAAACUUCCUACUAGGAUUCGGUAUGUGCUUGACUCAUGAGCUUUUCCUAAAGUUCUUUGGCCUAGAAAAGCUGAUAUACAGCUCCGCUAGGUCGAGCAUAAUAACCUCAAACAUAGAGGGAAUUACAUUCCUUCUCCCGCAGAUGGGAAUGUUCCUCAUGGCAGCUGAUAUAUCAAAAGUCGUAUUCAAAAAAAAGAACCUGAGCAUUAUCAUAUUAUACAACGCCUUUUUCGUUGCUGUAUUGUCGAUAGCCCGUGUCUACUCCACAUCUUGCCGGAGAAUACACAAUCUCUACUUCUGUAUGGUGAUAAUGCUUCUUCACACUACGCAUGGAAUCGUCUUCGAGGUAUUCAGUAGAACCUUCAAAAUUCGAAAUCUUGAGAUGCAUCGCUUCAUUAGCAAGUAUUUAUUAUUCAUCCUAGUCUGGUCUAAUAUGCUUGUGACGCUAAAUAAGCUACUAAGUGCUUCAAAAGAUAUGUCCAGGUGUUCGAGCCAUGCUUUGUGCAUCACAUACCUUGUACUUGUGUUUUAUGUUCCGUGUGCUAUAAAUAGUAAGGUGGCAGGAAAAUUACAGGUAAGCUAG
This is a messenger RNA of Encephalitozoon cuniculi GB-M1, 1266 nucleotides long. RefSeq lists its product as uncharacterized. Gene Ontology annotation, cellular component: endoplasmic reticulum; membrane. Gene Ontology annotation, molecular function: glucosaminyl-phosphatidylinositol O-acyltransferase activity. NCBI's taxonomy places the organism in Eukaryota, Fungi, Microsporidia, Unikaryonidae. The coding region runs from base 1 to 1266 and encodes 421 amino acids. The record is from RefSeq and is marked provisional. Gene Ontology annotation, biological process: protein localization to plasma membrane; GPI anchor biosynthetic process. The transcript has a single exon.